Molecule: messenger RNA, 2974 nt
Organism: Laetiporus sulphureus 93-53
Lineage: Eukaryota; Fungi; Basidiomycota; Agaricomycetes; Polyporales; Laetiporaceae
Product: phospholipase D/nuclease
Exons: 24
Coding region: 79-2643 (854 amino acids)
Biological process (GO): cell motility; intracellular signal transduction; phosphatidic acid biosynthetic process
Molecular function (GO): D-type glycerophospholipase activity
Source: RefSeq, a predicted model, not a curated record
CGUCCCUCUCUCGUCGUCACCGGACAUUCGUCUAUAAAUUGCCCGCGCUUGUGUGAGGCUGCCCAGCAAACCCCCACCAUGGCUGGUCUCUUUGAGAGUUUCACGCGCGAAGUCGAGCAGGUGCUGGACAAGAUUCCAUCUGGUUUCUAUCAUGCAGAGCAGACAGUGGAAGGACUCGUCGAACCGGAUGAGCGGCACGACUCGCCCCAGGAGCAGGCCGAGGACAGGGUCCGCGCAGAGAUCAAUGCAAGCCAUCGCUUCGACUCGUUCGCAGUCGAGCGUAACGACAACUUCGUCAAAUGGCACAUCGAUGGACACGACUACAUGUACGCCGUCUCGGAGCUGCUCGACAGCGCGCGCGAGUCGAUAUUCAUCCUCGACUGGUGGCUCACCCCCGAACUCUACCUCCGGCGCCCCGCGGCGUACCACCAGGAAUGGCGCCUCGACCGCCUCCUGAAGCGCAAGGCGGAGGAGGGCGUGCGCGUGUACGUUGUCGUGUACAAGGAGGUCGCCGAGACGAUGUCCAUGGACUCGGAGCAUACCAAGCACGCGCUCGAGGCGUUGCACCCGAACAUCGCGUGUAUGCGCCAUCCCGACCACAUCGGAAGUCGAGACGACGUCGAGUUCUGGUCCCAUCACGAGAAGCUCGUCAUCGUCGACAACCACCGCGCGGCGGUCGGCGGGCUCGACCUCUGCUUCGGGCGAUGGGAUAUGCACGCGCACCCGCUCGCGGACGUGCACCCCUACGACUUCCGGCGGGUCAUGUUCCCGGGCCAAGACUACAACAACGCGCGUAUCCUCGACUUUCAGCACGUGCAGAACUAUGUGAGCAAUGGCCUCAGCGCCAUCGAGACGGCGCGCAUGCCCUGGCAUGAUGUGCAUAUGACGACCUGCGGGCCUGUUGUGCUGGAUCUCGUGCAGCAUUUUGUGGAGCGGUGGAAUGAGAUCAAGAAGCGCAAGUACUCUGAUGUUAGCCGCUAUGAGUGGCUUGCCUUCCCUCAUGAUGUCGACGCCGCACCUGACGAGGUUGUUGCUCAGCUUCCCCAGCGAGAGGCAUGGGCGGAGGUGGGCCGCAACUUCACACAGCGCUACCAAGGCCCGUACAGUGAGCCGACAGGUGAUGAACUCGAUGACCCUGCGAUCUACCCGCGUCCGCCCAACGGGACGUGCCAUGUCCAGGCCGUCCGCAGCGUCUCGGAUUGGAGCCAUGGUGUGCUCACUGAAAAGAGCGUCCAGAAUGCGUACUGCCAGAUGAUCCUGGAGGCUAAUCACUUUAUCUAUAUCGAGAAUCAGUUCUUCAUCUCGACCACUCAGCAGGAAGGGCCCGUCAAGAACCAGAUCGCAGCUGCAUUGGUUCAACGGAUCUUGCGGGCUGCACGAAAUGGCGAGAAGUUCAAGGUCGUCAUCAUCCUACCGGAGGUUCCGGCCUUUGCAGGACCAGUGAAGGAGGAGACGUCUAUCAAGAUUAUCAUGGCUGCGCAGUAUAGGACGAUGAAUCGUGGUGGUCAUAGCAUCUACGAAGAGAUCCGUGCUGCUGGUUACGAACCCUCGGACUACAUCCGGUUUUACAACCUUCGGGCGUAUGACCGUAUCAACGCUCCGUAUGACUCGUACUUCAACCUCAUUGAGGAGAACAGCGGAGUCAAGUUCCAUCAGGCAAUCGCAGCCGUCGCACGCCUGUGGGUCGGGGAGGGUGAGGAGAAGGACGCGCCCGCAGAGGUCUCCGUUGUCCUGCCCACGGGCGAACUCGACGAGGAGAUGACCGUGUCGGGCUCGGGCAAGCCUAAGCUCAGGAGCGAGACGUACCCGCUCCCGCAGUCGUACGAUGAGGCGCACGAUUUACUGAGGCGGUGGAGGGAUGCGGCUGUUGGCUUGCGCAGCGACGAUGAUGUUUCGGAUAAUGUGGUGCAGCACAUGUUGACGGAUAAGACGAGCUUGAUGGAUGAGCAGUGGCUUGGGACGGAGGAGGAGGAGAGGGCCGCUUUCAUUUCUGAGCUAGUGUAUAUCCACGCAAAGCUGAUGAUCGUGGAUGAUCGGAGGGUUAUCAUGGGUUCGGCUAACAUCAACGAUCGCAGUCAGAAGGGUGAUGGUGACUCGGAGAUCGCACUCGUUGUCGAGGACGGGGACAUGAUAGAGUCUGCGAUGGACGGACAGCGAUACAUGGCCAGUCGAUUUGCCGCGAGCCUGCGGCGCAAGCUGUACAGAGAACAUCUGGGCCUUAUUGUCCCGCACAUCUGCGAGAACCAUCAGGAAAAGGUUACCUCUUUCAUGCGCCCUGCGCCGCACGCCAACGACGACGAGACGGAUACGGACGAGGAUGCCAUCGUCAGGGACCCGUUGUCGGAUAUGACUGAGAGCCUGUGGAACGACACGGCGAAGAGUAACCGGGAGAUUUUCAAUGAGCUUUUCCGCACUGUGCCUAGCAAUUCGGUGCGCUCGUGGGAUACGUACUGGAAAUACAUACCGAAGGUCAUGCCUGGACAUGUCGUACCCGAGAUGUCACUCGAGCAUGUGAAGGAGCGUCUCUCUAGAGUGCGAGGCGCACUCGUUGAAUGCCCCAUGGACUUUUUGAUUGAUCAGCAUGACUUUGUCGAAGGGAUUGAUUGGAUGGGGCUGAAUCCGACGUUGCCGAUCUAUAUCUAGGUAUCUUUCUCGGAAGUUAGGCAAACGGGGUUACUUGGAAGGACGAAUGGAUCUGGAAAGUGGAGUGUAUGCUUUGCUCUAUCAUGCUCGAGUUGGAUUUACCUCUGUAGGCGUAAAGCUAGCACAUGUACGGAACGGAAUGGAUUGCCAGGACAAACUAUACCAGUUCAGUAGGUUGCAACGUUAUAAACAUUGGAAUGAUUAACUCGGUUGGAUGUGUGAAUGGCUUGCUCGAGUUUCACGUCCGGGAAGAUCACUCGAUACUCAUGGACAGCAUCCGUCCAGAAGCUGUUAUGCCCUGCCAAUAUGGUCUUCAAUUCUAGUACAUUGC